AUGUGGACUACUCUGGACCGCGGACGCUGGGGGAUUUGCUAUUUGUCCCUGGUGGUGGCCAUGGUGUGCGGGGCUCAAAGCGCCAACGAGCCUAGCAACAUGUCAUAUGUGAAAGCCACCGUGGACAAGCUACUAAAGGGUUAUGACAUUCGUCUGCGGCCCGAUUUUGGAGGUGCCCCUGUGGAUGUUGGCAUGAGCAUAGACAUCGCCAGUAUUGACAUGGUGUCGGAAGUCAACAUGGACUACACUAUCACCAUGUACUUUCAGCAGUCAUGGAGGGACAAGCGCCUCUCUUACACUGGCAUUCCGCUCAACCUGACCCUCGACAACCGGGUAGCCGACCAACUGUGGGUCCCUGACACUUACUUCAUUAACGACAAGAAGUCCUUCGUCCACGGGGUGACAGUCAAGAACCGGAUGAUCCGACUGCACCCGGACGGAACUGUGCUCUAUGGUCUCAGGAUCACGACCACUGCCGCCUGCAUGAUGGACCUGCGCAGAUACCCACUGGAUGAGCAGAACUGCACCUUGGAGAUAGAAAGCUACGGAUACACCACUGAUGACAUUGAGUUCUACUGGCAGGGAGGAAGCUCUAAAGGCUCGGUCACUGGAGUGGAGAACAUUGAACUACCCCAGUUCUCCAUUAUAGACUACCAAACGCUCUCCAAGAAAGCUGUGUUUGCUACAGGCUCUUAUCCACGGCUGUCACUGAGUUUCAAGCUAAAGAGGAACAUUGGUUACUUCAUCCUACAAACAUACAUGCCCUCCACCCUGAUCACUAUCCUGUCCUGGGUCUCCUUCUGGAUCAACUAUGAUGCCUCGGCUGCCAGAGUGGCCUUGGGUAUAACCACGGUGCUGACCAUGACCACCAUCAACACCCACCUGAGAGAGACUCUUCCUAAGAUCCCUUACGUCAAGGCCAUUGAUAUUUACCUCAUGGGCUGUUUCGUCUUCGUCUUCUUGGCCUUGCUGGAGUACGCCUUCGUCAACUACAUCUUCUUUGGACGAGGUCCUCACUUACAGAAGAAGGUGGCAGAGAAGGCUGCAAAGUCCAACAAUGAGAAUAAGAGCAGACUGGAAAGCAACAAAGUGCAGGUUGAUGCGCAUGGCAACAUCCUCCUGACCAACCUAACCAAUGAGAUGAGUGGAGCGGAUAUGAUGGGGGCUCUCAACGACCCGCGGGCCACCAUGUUCUCUUACGACAGUGCCAGCAUACAGUACCGCAAGCCAAUGACCAGCCGAGACCUGUAUGGUCGACCGGCCAUUGACCGUCCCAUGGGCCACAAGAAAGGCCGCUUGAGGAGGAGGGCCUCGCAGCUCAAAGUCAAGAUCCCUGACCUCACAGAUGUCAAUGCCAUAGACAAGUGGUCUCGUGUCAUCUUCCCAAUCACGUUCACCUUCUUCAACCUCGUCUACUGGCUUUACUAUGUCCACUAAGGCAGCGACAGUGAGCCUGUUUGGCAACACCACUGCUAGUGAUUUGUUUAUCUAGCUAGCUAGGUCUUGUACAGUGAGGGCAAUGAAGGGGCUGUUCAGCCCAUUUGUAUAAAUUCUAUUGCAGAACGAGAGGAGUCCUGGAAGUC
Messenger RNA from Myripristis murdjan (pinecone soldierfish), 1583 nucleotides. RefSeq names its product gamma-aminobutyric acid type A receptor subunit beta1 (gene gabrb1). Gene Ontology annotation, biological process: monoatomic ion transmembrane transport. Gene Ontology annotation, cellular component: membrane. NCBI's taxonomy places the organism in Eukaryota, Metazoa, Chordata, Actinopteri, Holocentriformes, Holocentridae. The transcript is spliced from 9 exons. The coding region runs from base 1 to 1437 and encodes 478 amino acids. The record is from RefSeq and is a predicted model, not a curated record. Gene Ontology annotation, molecular function: extracellular ligand-gated monoatomic ion channel activity; GABA-A receptor activity.